Molecule: messenger RNA, 2613 nt
Organism: Yamadazyma jaroonii
Lineage: Eukaryota; Fungi; Ascomycota; Pichiomycetes; Serinales; Debaryomycetaceae
Source: the annotation of a GenBank genome assembly
AUGCAUUCUGAUAAUAAUGAUGAUUCAACUGUUGUUGAUUCAGACUUGAACUCGUCUAGUACUAGUGCCAAUGGAGAUUUUAACCAUAACACCAAUGGUAGUAGUAAUGGUCAUAAUUUUGAUAAUGGUUCUGUGUUAAAUCCGGCAAAUGCUCGUGCUGAGUAUUUAGUUGACGAGGGUAGAUUUAAUGAUUCAACUACUUUGUAUGAUGAAAUUGAUGGAAUUAAUCAGUCACCAUCCUUAAGAAAGUAUGGGUUGAAUGCUUCUAUGAGACACUUACAUUAUAGUGAUAACAAGCUAGCCUUAGAUAAUUUCAUCAACAAAACUAUCGAUUUGUUAUAUGAAUUGACUAAUGAGAAUAAAUCCAGACCCAUUUUCUAUCCAACGAACGUAGGUACGUCAGAUGAAAGGGUUCAGUUAUUCAAAUCAAACAAAUCCAUCAAAAGUGUAGAGAAGUCAAAACAAACCAACGAACUGGUUGAUAUUGACGUUGACUUCAAAGUAUUGAAAUUGAACUUACCCAGCCAUAACCAUAAUGAUUUGAUAUCUGGUAUAAAUGCUUUGGAUAAAUCUUCCAUCUCCAUUUUACUCGAACAAAAACUUAACCAACAGGUUAAAUUCUUAUUAAACUUGAAGGACAGAAUUGAUGAUACUUCCUCAAGAGUUUUCGUUACUGGUGAUUUAAAUGCUGGAAAAUCAUCUUUUUGUAAUGCUUUGUUGAGAAGAAAGGUUUUACCAGAGGAUCAACAACCUUGCACUUCAGUGUUUUGUGAAAUCAUUGAUGCAUCCAAAGAAAAUAAUAGUAUUGAAGAAGUUCAUGCUAUCCCAAUCGAUUCAAAUUACGAUAUCAAGGAUGAAUCUACAUAUUCCGUGCAUGGGCUUCAAAAGUUAGAAGAGUUGGUUUAUGAGUCUCACAAGUAUUCUUUAUUGAAAGUAUACCUUAAUGAUGUUAGACCAAAAGAUCAAAGUUUAUUAUGUAAUGGUGUAAUUGAUAUCAGAUUAAUCGACGCACCCGGUCUUAAUAUUGAUCUGUAUCAAACCACACAGGUAUUUUCGAGACAGGAAGAGAUUGAUUUGGUAGUUUUUGUGGUCAACUCCGAAAACUAUUUCACAUUAUCAGGAAAAGAGUUUAUCUCUUCAGCAGCAUCUGAAAAGCAAUACCUUUUCAUCGUAUCCAACAAAUUCGAUAAUAUUAAGGACAAAGAAAGAUGUAGAACCAAGAUUCUUGAACAAGUGCAAUCUCUUAGUCCAGAGACUUACAAGAACUCCAACGAAUUUGUACAUUUCUUGAGCUCAUCUGAAGUUGGUACCGGUGGCGAUCCUGGAGAUGGAGGAGAACCAGACAAUGACGAUGAGAACAAUAGGAGAGAUCCCAAUUUCGAUCAUUUGGAAGCAUCUUUAAGAAAGUUCGUACUUGAGAAGAGAGCAAUUUCGAAGUUGUUACCAGCAAAGAACUUCCUCUUGAAUAUCUUGAACGAUCUUAUAACACUUUCAAAUUUGAACAAAAGUCUUUAUGAAAACGAAAAGAAGGAUUUAAUGGAGGAAUUAGAUAAGAAAAUUGCUCCUAAAUAUGACGAUAUGUUAAACAAAAGUGUAAGGAUAAAUGAUUCGAUCUUGAAAUCUAUUGAUGAGACUUGUUCCAAAGCUUAUGAGUUCACUAAGUUGGAAUUGAACGAUAGUAUACUGAAAAUGGGAGACAAACAAAUUGUAAAUUACGCAGGAAUUCAAUUCGCCUAUGACUAUGCCCAAGAAACUCAAAGUAGGAAUAUUGAAAGUAUUUUAUCUGCAAUCGGCUUAUGUGAAGGACAUGCUAAAGAGGUUACUAAGGAAAGUGUGGACAAAAUCAUAACUUUAGGUAAACAAACUUUAGGAGAUGAAUUUUUGAAUGACAAAACCUUCCAAGCAGAGUUGAUGUUCAGUAGAAAAAGAGAUAUCAAUGCCAGAAAUUUGUAUACCAACAUUGAAUUCACUGAUUUCUUUGACCCAUCUAUUGAAUCGUUUUUCAUGUGGAUUGGGGUGCCAGGAAAUGUAGUCUCUCUGUCCAUUAAUCAACUCAGUUAUUAUAAUCCUACUUCAAUUAUCACCAAGUUACCAUUGACUGCCAUUACAUUAAGAGAACAACUACCAACUCAAUUGACUCUUCACACAUUAUAUUCCUCCACCAAGAUUUUAACGGCUGGAGCUGUAGUUAGAAGAUUGUAUUCAUUAUCAAACAUUUUAACUCCAAAAGUCUUGAAGUCAAUUGCUGCUCCACUUUUGUUAACCUUGACAGGAGUAUCCAUCUACUAUUUAGUUAGUGAUAUACCCAAUGCCCUUCCAAGGAAACAAGCACGUAAAUUAAAACUGAGAAUUCAUGAGAUAGAAUUGGUUCAUACCAAUUCUGAUAGAAUCUCCAAAGAAUGUAGAAAAGUUUUGAACUAUCCAUCCAGACAAGUAAUGAAUAAUUUCCAAACAAGUAUUGACAAGAGAGUCAACGAAAAAGAAAAAUUCGAAUCAAAAAUCAAUGAUGCCAAAUUAAGUUUGAGCUAUUUCAAUGGUUUAUCGGAAAAGAUCCUUCAUCAAAUAGAGUUAGUUAAAAAUAUUAACUUGGAGAAUGUUAAUGUUGUUGAUUAA